UUUCUUAACUCUGGCCCACUGUGUAAACCCUGAGCCGACAGAAACCAGUAAGAUGACGGACUAUGAAACUUCAACGGCUUUCCUCGGAGAGUGGGGAUGUUUCCAGCAGCAGGUGUUUUUCCUCCUUUCUUUGACCGUCAUCCCUAACGGUUUGACUGCCCUUUCCACGGUGUUCCUAGCCGACACGCCGUCCCACCACUGCCUCAUACCCGCGCAUCUCAACCUCACCCCCGAGUGGAGGAACAGCAGCAUCCCGCUGGAGCAAGAGAGCAGCCAAGGUGACGCGUUGGUGCGCAGCAGGUGUUCCAGAUACAAACUUGUUGAUAUCCUGAGUUUCUCUGAAAAAGGCUUGCUGCCCGUCGUUGAUGUGAAUCUGUCUACUGUGCCGAAAGAAAGCUGCUUGGACGGAUGGGAGUAUGACCAGAGCAUCUACAUUUCUACUAUCAUAUCGGAGUGGGACCUGGUUUGUGAUGAAAGCUGGAAGAAACCUCUGACUUCUUCUUUCUUCUUCUGUGGAGUUCUCACCGGUUCCUUCAUUUCAGGACAGCUUUCUGACAGGUAUGGGAGAAAAAUAGUUCUGUUUGCUACUCAGGCAAUUCAGACGGUAUUCACAUUGAUCCAGGUCUUCUCUCCAUCUUGGACGGCGUUCUGCGCCCUGUUCUUUGUCGUUGGGGUGGGCCACAUUUCCAACUAUGUGGCUGCGUUUGUGUUAGGAGCGGAGAUAUUAAGCCCAUUUGUGCGGACUGUUUAUACCACGGCGGGUGUGAAUCUGUUCUUUGCUGCGGGCUACAUGCUUUUGCCGUUCUUUGGUUUCUUUAUCAGGGACUGGAGGAUGCUCCUCCUAGGCCUUUCACUGCCUGGCUUCUUCUUUGUGCCUCUCUGGUGGUUUAUCCCAGAGUCUCCCCGGUGGCUACUCUCUCAGGGAAGGAUAGAAGAAGCUGAGGCCAUAAUCAGAGACGCUGCUAAGAAGAACAAGGUUGAGCCUCCAUCAGUCAUCUUUAGUCCCUUGCAGGAACAACUUAAGCCUGAGAAGAGAAGGGCCCACAACAUCUGUGACCUGCUUCGUUCUCGAAACAUCCGCUGGAUCUCUGUCACGCUGUGGCUGAUCUGGAACACCUUGACCAUUGCCUAUUUUGCUGUUUCCCUGAACACGGCAAACCUUCAUGGGAAUGUGCACUUCAACUGUUUCCUGUCAGCUCUGGUGGAGGUACCAGCCUACAUUUUGUCAUGGACUAUGUUUCGCUGGUGUUCCAGACGGCUGACUCUGUCCUCAUCAUUGUCCAUGGGAGGGUUGUUUCUGCUACUCAUUCAGCUUAUUCCAACACAUCUGUUCUCUAUGGCGAUAGCGCUGGAGAUGAUAGGGAAGUUUGCAGUGACGAUAGCGUAUUCUUUGGUCUACGCCUUCACAGCUGAGAUCUACCCAACUGUGCUGAGAAAUACAGCUCUCGGUGCCUGUUCUAUGGCCUCCAGAAUAGGAAGCAUUACUGCUCCGUUCUUCAUUUACUUAAGAAGCUAUUCCGUUUCACUGCCUUACAUCCUUAUGGGAAGCCUUACAGCCUUAGCAGGGUUGCUGAGUCUCCUGCUGCCUGAGAGCUUUGGAAUGCCUUUGCCUGAGACCAUUGAUCACAUGCAGCACUUUCCCGGAUGCUGUCAGAGAAAGCCUUACACUCUCACACACAUGAGAGAAGAGGAAAAUGCUCCUGAAUGAAAGACUACAUAAACAAGGAGAAAAGUGAAAAUCUGACUUUAUUCGAAUCACUGGAUGAGCAGAGAUUGUGUACUCAUUUCCACUAAGUGACCUCUUUAUGGUCAUAGGUAAAAUUAUUGCUGUGUUGUCACUGGAUGUAUAAAAUUAUAUCAGUUCAAGGGGACCAGAGAGGUAAUUUCCUUACAAAACUGGAAAAUAUUUUUUCAUUUUAUAGCAAAAAAAUAUUAUAAAAGGAAGCUUAUACUCACCACCAAUUUGACAACAUUAGGAUGUACAGUAGGAAACUUGAAAGAGUAACUUGCAGAAAGUUUGUAGAAAUUCAGUACUUUGCUUAGAAUAUAGUGGGAAUACAUAAUGCAUUUUAAUGGAAGGUUUAUUCAUUAAUUGCUUACCAUGAACCAUGAUCUGACCAUGAUCUGCCACUCUGAAUGACAUCAUACAUGAGUAUGCUAUAAAAUACUCAGAUACCAAAGUAAUUCUGAUUGUGAUGAUAAGACACCAGGAAGUAGAUCGGCUAGUAGUAGAUUGAUAGUAGAAAAUAGUAGAUCAGCUCAAGGCCACAACUUAAGGGGGACUUAUAAAAACAAACACACAAACUAGUAACCAUUAUAAUGUAAUAAAAAUAAUGUUUUCUUUGGAUUCAGCUGUUAAUCAGAUGCAACCAAUUACAUGGUGCUGCACGUCAGAAGAAGUUCUAUAGGCUAACUAAUUACUCAGUCACACUAGAGCAGGGGUGUCGAACUUCAGGCCUCAAGGGCUGGU
Messenger RNA from Neolamprologus brichardi, 2470 nucleotides. It is a transcript of the gene slc22a21, whose product is annotated as solute carrier family 22 member 21. Gene Ontology annotation, molecular function: transmembrane transporter activity. Gene Ontology annotation, cellular component: membrane. Lineage: Eukaryota; Metazoa; Chordata; Actinopteri; Cichliformes; Cichlidae. Gene Ontology annotation, biological process: transmembrane transport. The record is from RefSeq and is a predicted model, not a curated record.